Molecule: messenger RNA, 1361 nt
Organism: Frieseomelitta varia
Lineage: Eukaryota; Metazoa; Arthropoda; Insecta; Hymenoptera; Apidae
Product: odorant receptor 13a-like
Exons: 6
Coding region: 10-1221 (403 amino acids)
Biological process (GO): detection of chemical stimulus involved in sensory perception of smell; sensory perception of smell
Cellular component (GO): plasma membrane
Molecular function (GO): olfactory receptor activity; odorant binding
Source: RefSeq, a predicted model, not a curated record
CUAGAAAGAAUGAUAAAAGACAACAGUAAAGACACAAGAAUGGCAAUGGCACAGUCAAACUACUUUUCAAUCAAGCUUACACGGUUCCUCAUGAAAAUCAUUGGUUUCUGGACAGUCUAUACGAGAAAAGAGAAGUUGAUGUUACGGGUCAAUUAUUUCUAUAUGUUAUUUAUUCUUUCUAUAUCCAUAACGAACCAAUCGAUUGAUCUUUAUUAUUGUCGACAUGAUCUUUACGAAGCAACAUACACUGCUUCCACGGCAAUACCUCUUUUAAUAGCAACGGUAAAGGCCAUCACGUUUACUGUGCGAAAACCAGAGAUAACGUGGUUACUCGAACGGAGCCAGAAAUACUUUUGGUGCAAGAAAUACAACGCAUUUGAGAAAAGAAUCAUGGAUAAACUCAAUAAAAAAUCCAUGCUAUAUAUGGGUUCUUAUACAUUUUUUAUUUAUGGAACAGCCGUUGUAUACACAGUGUAUCCUCUCUUUGCAAACAUUGGAAAAACUGGGGAGGACAGAAUUCUCCCUUUCCAUUUCAGACUGUUCAAAGUACCCGCAACUAGGACACCGUAUUACGAAAUUAUAUUCGGAGUGGAGGUGAUGUCAGCUCUGCAUUCAGGAAUUUGCUUUUGCUGUUUUGACAAUUUAUUGUGUGUACUGACUCUACACGUAGGCGGACAGUUCAAGAUUUUACAAAAUAGAUUAGAAACGAUAUUUGGAAAUUUUUCGGAGAGAAAAUCAUUUGAAACAUACGAGGAGUUCAAAGAAUGCAUAAUAUAUCACCAUUUGCUUAUUACGUACGUGGAGAAAUUGGAAUGCGUGUUCUGCUUUCCCCUGAUGUUUCAGCUAUUAAUGUCCAGUAUAGUGUUAUGUCUCUCGGGGUUUCAGCUAACCAUGGCUAGCGAAGAAUUAGUGAAGAAAUAUCUGUUCCUGAGUUAUGCUAUCAGUGGUAUCGUACAAGUAUAUAUGAUAACACGGAUUUGUGACGAUAUAAUGGAAGAAAGCAGCUCCGUAGGAAAUGCGAUAUACAGUUGCAGUUGGGAGAGGACAUCUUAUAUAAUGUUCAGUAAACUCAGGAAAGAUAUGAUUAUUGUAAUGAUACGAACAAAAUAUCCUUGCUACCUUACAGCUGCAAAAUUUUUUCCCAUCUCUCUUAAGUCGUUUACAAAUGUGAUGAGCACAACUGCAUCCUAUUUUACCCUACUUCAAACAAUGGAUGGGUAAUGAUAUUUAAUAAUAAUUUAAAAAUAUUCCAAAAUAAUUUUAUGAUUAAGGUAUCAUUGAAUAGUCGAUCACAUUAAGAGAUAUCCAGGUAAAUAUAAUGUAUUUAAUUAACAUAUCUUGGAUAAGUUGCAAACUGAUAU